AACGGUGAGACAGCCAUGCAUAUAGCUGCUCGAUAUGGCCAGUUGAAGAUGGUGAUUGCUCUGCUUGAGGAUGGAGGAAACCCUACUCAACAGUCCAAGAUUGGUGAGACGCCUCUCCACGUAGCUGUGCGUCACUGUCAUCUUGAGGUUACAAAGGAACUUUUACUCUACGUCACAAAACACAAGUCACGCAUUGAUGCUGUCAUGUUGGUUAAUCAACACAACUGGGAGGGGGAGACAUCUGUACACUAUGUGGCAGAACUCACUAAAAACAUGGCGCACAGUGAGUUUGAGGAUACAGACAUCACCAGGCUACUACUGGAGUACGAUGGAGAUACCAGUACACAGACUAAACUGACUCAUGAAUCACCACUACACUACAGUGCUAGAUCAGGAAAUGAAGACAUCCUGAUGGAAAUUGUUAAAAAUAUCAAAACCAGUGUCCAGUCAGCGGUCAAUACACAAUCAAAAAAUGGGUGGUCUCCCUUGCUGGUGGCAAGUGAGCAAGGUCAUCUUCAGAUUGUGAAAAUUCUUCUCCAGAACCAUGCUCGUGUUGAUGUGUUUGAUGAGCAUCAUGGGAAGGCAGCUCUUCACCUCGCGGCUGAGAAUGGCCACCACCUUGUUGCUGAUGUCCUGCUGUGGCACAAAGCUUUUGUCAACGCGAAAUCUAAACUAGGUGUCACACCACUCCAUUUAGCGGCUCAGAAUGGAUUCAACAGACUAGUUAAGCUACUGCUGGAGACGCAUGGAGCCACAAUAGAUGCUUUGUCUCUGGCCAAAAGAACUCCAUUGCACUAUGCUGCUCAAAAUGGUCAGAUGGAGGUUUGCAGUACGCUCCUCAAGAUGAAGGCAGAUGCCAAUGCUACAGAUGUUCAUGGUCAAACCCCUCUCCAUCUGGCCGCAGAGAAUGACCACUCUGAUGUUGUCAAGCUAUUCCUGAAGUAUCGACCAGAACUUGUUACCAUGGCAAACACUGAUGAGAACGGAAUGACAUGUGCCCACAUAGCAGCCUCUAAAGGGAGUGUGGCGGUCAUCAAAGAGCUCAUGAGGUUCAACAAGGGGGUAGUGACCACAGCUAAAAAUAGGACAAGUGAGUCAACGGCACUACACCUAGCCGCCGCUGGAGGCCACAAGGAAGUUCUACAUGUGUUACUAAAUGCUGGGGCGCUUGCUACAGAAGAGAACGCUGAUGGAAUGACUGUAAUUCACUUGGCUGGAAAGCAUGGACAUGUGCACAUUCUGGAGGCCCUGAAAGGUCAAGUGUCAUGGAGAAUUACCAGUAAAAAGACUGGACUUUCUGCCCUCCAUGUGGCUGCCCACUUUGGCCAGGUGAACUUUGUGAGGGAGAUGCUGACUAAGGUUCCAGCCACGGUCAAGAGUGAGAUGCCUGGUGGAACAGGUGAUGCUGCUCUCAGUGGAUUCUCCGCAGAG
Messenger RNA from Pecten maximus, 1431 nucleotides. RefSeq names its product ankyrin-1-like. NCBI's taxonomy places the organism in Eukaryota, Metazoa, Mollusca, Bivalvia, Pectinida, Pectinidae. The transcript has 13 exons. The record is from RefSeq and is a predicted model, not a curated record. Gene Ontology annotation, molecular function: protein binding. The annotation marks the transcript as partial. Gene Ontology annotation, biological process: GPI anchor biosynthetic process. Gene Ontology annotation, cellular component: glycosylphosphatidylinositol-N-acetylglucosaminyltransferase (GPI-GnT) complex.